AUGCGUGUGUCCAACCUCGAUACCAAGCUGGAGAAGAUCAAGCUGAUUCGCGACGCCAUCGAGAUUGUGCACACCGAUGGCUACGUCAGCUUCCUCGAGCACUUUAUCCCCGAGCUAGUCCGGACGCUCCGUGACGUGACAACGCCGCAGCUGGAGUCGAACACGGUGCACUCGAUCCGCAACGUCAUCUUGCAGAUCAUUGUCCGGCUGCCGAGCAACGCAUGUCUCGAGCAAUACGUCAACAACAUCAUGCAGCUCGCCAUGGAAAUCAUCCGGACCGACAACGAGGUCAAUGCCCUCGUCUGCCUCCGCAUCAUCUCGGCGCUGUUCAAGAAGUUCCACGAGCCGCUCAGCCGUUACGUCAGCGACUUUCUGCAGACCGUCCUUACCAUCUACCAGAAGCUGCCACACACGCUCCUCCGCCUCACCGCCGAGCCUGACGACGAGUCGGAGCUCCUCGCCCCGGGCCCGUCCGCCAUGCUCCAUCCUGGAUCGGAGACUUCAGACAUGGCCCUCGACGGCAUGCCAGGUGCCACCGACGACGACUCUUCGGCCCCGGUCAAGAAGUACGCACUUGCCCUCGAGUCGUUCAAGGUUCUCAUCGAGUGCCCCAUCAUCGUCGUCCUCCUCUUCCAGCUCUACAAGGAAGCCUCAGUCCCGCAGUCGUCUAUCCCGCGCUUUGUGCCCGUCAUUGUCUCCACUCUCGAGCUCGUCGCCCCCGACAACGCUCAUGCCACCCAGCGCGAGGCCUACACCGACUUUAUCGCCGCACAGGUCAAGACCCUCUCGUUCCUCGCCUACAUCCUUCGGGGCUUUGAACAGGCUCUCAACAACUACAUGGACUCCAUCCCGACCUUUGUCAUUCGCCUCCUCAAAAAGUGCCCGCCAGAGUCGGCCGUCAUCCGCAAGGAGCUCCUCAUCGCUACCCGCCACAUCUUGGCCACCUCCUUCCGUUCCGGCUUUGUCUCCAAGAUCAACACCCUCCUCGACGAGACCACUCUCAUUGGCACCUGCCGCACCUCUUACGAUACCCUUCGCCCGCUUGCGCACUCGACCUUGGCAGACCUGGUCCACCACGUCCGCGACCAGCUCUCACUCGAGCAGCUGACCCGGACCGUCUCGCUCUACUCCAAGAACGUUCAUGACGCGGCUCUCCCGACCACCAUCCAGACCAUGUCCUGCAAGCUCCUCCUCAACCUCGUCGAGUGCAUCGCCAAGCACAACGAUGCCGCCAACCGUGGUCGCACCCUCCUUGUCCGUGUCCUCGACACCUUUACCAACAAGUUUGGCGCCCUCAAGCUCUACAUCCCGCGCCUUGUCGAGGCCUACCGCAUGUCCACCCGCGAGAAGCUCCGCCGCAAGGAGCAGCAGGCUCGCCAGAUCGCCGCCGAGACCGCCAACGCUGCCGCCAAGGACGCCGCCACCACCGCUGCCGUCUCUCCGUCCUCGCUGCCGCCGCCGGACUCUACUGAUGCCGACGCCAAGGCCGAUGCCAAGGCCGACACCAAGGCCGACACCAAGGCUGGCGCCAAAGCCGACGCCAAGGCCGACGCCAAGGCCGACGCCAAGGCCGACGCCAAAGUCGACGCUGACGCCAAGACUGACGCCAAGGCCGACGCCAAGACCGGUGUCGCCACCACAUUGGCAUCGCCCUUGUCGCCACAGCCCAACGCCCGGACUCCGCUCGGCGUCCUUCCCAUCGCGCCCCCCAUCGCUACCACUGUCUCCAACUUUGGCACUGCCGACUCGGUCAAGGAUUGGCGGAUUCAGGUCCGGACACUCGCCCACGGGCUCAAGACCAUUGUCUGGGGCAUCGCCUCCUGCCGCCAGACGCCGGCCACGCCGGUCGGCGCCCACCCAUCCGGGUACGGCAGCUCCGGCGGCUCCGGCGGCUCCAACGUCAUGUCCGAGCAAGAGUCGCAGAUAUUCAUCUCGCUUCUGGUCGACGGCCUCAAGUGCUUUGAACUCUACUCGGUCAGCAUUCCGCAGUCGGAGACGACCGAGGAGAAAGAGAUCCUCGACUGCUUUGCCGGUGUCUUUACCCUCGUUGACCCGCGGACGUUCAAGGUUGUUUUUGAGUCGCACAUCGAGCUCCUUGUCGACCACAUCCUCCGCAACAACUCGAUGCUCACCAUCGCCCGCCACUUUCUGGCCAACCCGCAGGUCUCCAAGUACUUUGCCGACAUUCUCCUCGCCUUUCUGGUCAAGCACAUUCAUCUCAUCGGCUCGCCCGACAAAAAGGUGUCGACCGUCAUGCUCCGUCUCUUCAAGCUUGUCUUUGCCUCGGUCGAGUUGUUCAAGGCCAACGAGCACGCCCUCCAGCCACACCUCAAGACCAUUGUCGAAGAGUCGAUGCGGCGCGCGACCCAGACGCGGACGCCGUCGCAGACCUACUUUCUCCUCCUUCGCGCUCUCUUCCGCUCCAUUGGCGGCGGCGAGUUCGACCACCUCUACCGCGAGUUCCUGCCCCUUCUCCCGCUCCUUCUCGAGGGCCUCAACCGACUGCAGCAGUCCAAGCACAAGCACACCAUGCGCGAGCUCUUUGUCGAGCUCUGCCUAACCGUCCCGGUCCGCCUCUCCGCCCUCCUCCCGUACCUGCGCUACCUCAUGAAGCCGCUUGUCAUCGCUCUCCAGUCGGGCACCGACCUUGUCUCGCAAGGCCUCCGAACCCUCGAGCUCUGCGUCGAGAACCUCACCCCCGAGUUCCUCGACCCCAUCAUCGAGCCCGUCCGCGUCGACCUCAUGACCGCGCUGUGGAAGCACCUCCGCCCGCCGCCCUACGCCCACGGUGUCCACGCAAUGCGCAUUCUCGGCAAGCUCGGCGGCCGCAACCGCCAACCCGAGGACGGCCUCCGCAUGGUUCUCUCUUUUGCCGGCCUCCCACCGUUUGAGCUCCGCCUCGACUGGGUCGUCGACAUGGCCAAGGCCGCCCUCCUCUCCUCCCAGGACGCGUACUACCGUCGCCAGGCCUUUGCCAUGAUCCGCCUCGCCCUCAUCUCCAUGAUGAAGCUCGACUUUUCGCCGGACGACUACCAAUGGACUCUGUGGGCCGGCCCGCUCGACGCCUCGCCGUCGUCGGCAUCGCAGGCUCACGCCUUUGAAGCCGCCACCUCGUCGGCUCUCCCCACAGGCGUCGCUUUUACCUUUGACGGCCGCCCGCUCGACGAGCUCGAGCCUGAGGAGCUCAACUCACUGCUCAACCUUGAGUUUGAGGCCACCGCCGCCGCCGCCGCCUCCAUGGCCGCCUCGUUUGCCUAUGCUGACGGCUCGUUGCAGCACGCUGACGCCGCUCCAGCCAAGGCGGGAAAGAAGAAGACCCAGAACCACCACAUCGCCGAGUCGCGGACGUUCAAGAUCCUGCUCAUCUGUGCGUUUGUGGCCACCACCGAUCGUGACCUCGAGGCCGACGCCAAGGCCUUUGCUGCCGAUGUCACCCGUCACCUCACCCUCCUCGCUCUCGCGCGCUCGCCGGCACCGCUCGUCGACUCUCCGCACGUCACUGACCUCACCUCACUCGACGUUUCGGUCUUUGUCGACGCUGUUGUGGCUCUCCUCACCGCCGAGAACAGGACAUGGAUCCGCCCGCCCAUCGAGUAUCUCUCGCUAAUGGUGAGCAUGAUGACCACCAUGGCUGGCGGCUCGCUCGCCGUCGUCUCCAUGCACCCCAUGUUUGACACACUCGCCUCGCGCUUCAUCCACUGCUGCUACCACCACAACUGGUACCGCAAGGCUGGUGGCUGCGAGGGCAUUCGCUUCCUCGUCCACACCAUGCCGGUCGCUUGGGUUCUUGCCCGCGAGACUGCCUUUGUUAAGGCCCUCCUCUUCAUCCUCGCCACCCUCACCCUCGACCUCUCGGCCGACACUGUUGAGGACUCGAUCGAGCUCCUGAGCUUCCUUCUCAACAAGUGCCACGGCGCCCCGCUGCCUCGCCCCACUGCGGCGUCGCCGGCUUCUGCUCCUGCCGCGACGCCCGGCCCCUCUGUCGGCUCCGACACGGCCGUACCCAUGGACGAAGAAAAGGCUCCCGAGGAGCCCGGAGCUCCCAACUCGUCCAAGCCCGCGGACACUGAGGCCGCGCGCUCGGGCGACACUGAUCCGGUCACCAUCGAUCUCGACGAGGAGGCUGUCACCGCCACAGGCAACGAGCUUGUCGCCAUCCUCGCCCAUGAGCUCGCCUCGCCGUACCUCCCAGUCCGCGAAGAAGCAGCCAAGCUCCUCGGCGCGCUUGCCACCGGCUGGUCGACCACCCCUGCGCAACUCCUUGCGCCGCUCAUGCCACAGCUGCGCAUCACCUCCUCGUUUACGCUGGCUGCUCUGCCGUUUGACGACCAAGUCGGCAUGCUCGCCGCCUUCCGCUACUGCCUUGUUAAUGCUCCCGAGGAGCUGAAGGCCAACGCCUCGUUUGUCUCCAUGCUGGAUCAGGUUCUCGAGCUGGCCGAGCUUGACGAGGCCGGCUUUAUCUCGCAAGCCGUGUACCGGACCCAAAAGAAGAAGUUGCCUUCACUUCGCAAGGCCUGUCUCGAGCUCCUCGCCACCGCCGUCACCCUGGACGACCUUGAUACGGAGAGUUUCCGCACCGCCCGCGACCGCAUUGUUGCCGUCUUUCUCAAGGCACUCACCAUGGGCUCGUCGGCCAUCGUGCCUAUUGUACGCAACGGCCUCAAGGAUGCCGUCGCCGUCCGCGAGCCGGCCAAGGCGCUGCUUCACGACUCGCUCAAGCCCAUUCUCAUGCACCUUCGCUCGCACGAGGAGAUCACUGUCGCCAUCAUGCAGCGCCUCGGUCGCCUGCUCGAGGUCAUAGCCUCAGCCUUCCACCACAAGCUCGGCCGCCGCCUCCUUGAGCACGCCCGCCAGCUCAUCUCGGACGAGGAGGCCAAGCCGAACUCGUACCACAUCGCCGCCUCCAUCCUUGACGUCUUCCAUCUUCUCCCGCAGGACGCCAAGCUCUCACCCGGCGAAGAGUUCUCUGACCGCAUCGUCGCGCUCACCAUCCAGCUUCAGUCGGUCGUGCCCCUCGAGCAGACGCUCGACGAGUACCGUCGCCCGCUCGCAAAGUACGCCAAUCGCUACCCGACCCGCAUCUUGCAGCUCUUCCUCGACCACAUCACAGAGGCUCCCUUCUCCACCCUCUUCCUCCACAUCCUCAACUCGCCGCUCACGCCGAAACUCCGCACCGCCAUGACUGAGAUGCCGCAGCGCCUCGCCGAGCUCCUCCGCACCUCAGCUUCGCACCAUACCAACGCCCAAGUUGCUGCCGAAACAAGGUUCCAGGCUGUCUGCAUCGUCCACGCCCUCGCCAUGGACAACCCGUCCUGGCUUCCGUCGACGCCGCUUGUUGUCGAGGCUCUUGUCACUGCCUGGCGCGCCCUCAACGAGGGCAUGGACGCCGGCUCUGGUCCACACGCGGCCCUGGAGGAGACCAUCCCUAUCACCCACAUGCAUCAGGCCCGCUACAUCAUCGAGUGCUUCAUUCAGUUCUGCUCCCACGGCGUCAAGGUGCCAGAGCCCCACCGCCCGGCCUCACACUCGCUUUUGAUGCUCAAGUCGAGCCGCGAUGCCAACAAGGGCGCCAUGUCUGAGCCUUAUGUCGCCGCUCAGUCGCCGCCGCCAGCAACAACGCCCGCCGCAGUUGAUGAGGGCUCCAUGUUCGGGCCGGGCCUCUCGCCGACCGACGACCACCUCCGCGUCCAAGUCCUCUUUGCCAUGCUCACCAUCUUCACCUCGCGGACGGUCAUGGACUACUCGUUCCUCAAGGACUUUCUUCUCACCACCGUUGCGCGCCACUACCCGCUGGCGGCCAAGCGUGCGCUCCUCACCACCUUCCUGGACGACUUCUCCAAGUCGUCCGUCGCCGACGCUCGCAAGGUGGUCAUGCUUGAGCACCUCAUCAUCCCCAUGCUCACCAUCUCGUUUGAGACCGGACAGGCCAACUUGCUCGACGCCGACAUCAUGGAUUCGGUCAUCAAGAUCUUUGCCCAGCCGCAGCCAGCACAUGCCGCCUCGGACGAGCUCUGCAUUCAGAUGCUGCAGCUUGCCACGCUCCUUGUCAUCAACUGCUCUUCGCUUGUCGUCAACAACCGCCGCAACGUCAUUCGCUUUGCAUGGUCACACCUCCGCUCUGUCGACUUUACCGCCCGCUUCUGCGGCUAUGUCCUCGUCUGUCGCUUCAUCGAGCAGUACGAUACACCCACUAAGGUCAUUCUACAGGUCUACGUCUCGCUGCUCAAGGCCCACCAGCCCGAGGCCCGCCUGCUCGUUAAGCAGGCGUUAGACAUCCUCACCCCUGCCCUUCCGCAUCGCCUCCCGGCCGGUGACCACCGCUAUCCACCGUGGGUCAAGUGGACCAAGAAGAUUGUGGUCGAGGAAGGCCACGACACCUUCCAGCUCAUCCACAUCUGGUUCCUUGUCGUCCGCCACGCUGACAUCUUUUACGCGACCCGCGCCCAGUUUGUCCCGCAAAUGGUCAACUCGCUCACCCGCAUCGGCAUCCCCAAGUCGGCGAGCUUUGACCAGCGCAAGCUCGCCGUCUCGCUCGCCGAGAUCAUUGUCGAGUGGGAGCACCGCGCAGCUCGUGAGCUCGAAGAGGCCGAGACCGCCGCUGCCGCCGCUGCUGAGGCCGCCGCCGCCGCUGCCGCACUCGCGGCUGGCAAAGCACCGCCGUCAUCUUCCACAGCUUCUGCGACCGCCCUUGGCAAGCGUAAGCGGUCGCCGUCACCGGCGGACGCUGUCGCUGCUGCUGCUGCACCCGGCCCAUCGCGCGCCGCCUCCAAGCGGGCCAAGUCGACUCGCUCCAAGGACGUUUCGGACGGCACGGCUGGCGGCGACGACGACAAGACCGAGGGUCUCUCGCUGCAUGAGCUGGCAGUCCGCGCCGCGGCCAAGGCAGACGCAGCGCAGGUCGUGGUCGACGCCGCCAAGGCUGCGUCGAACCCCAAGCAGCAGGCGGCCAUUACGAGCAUGGUAGUCAACGCGCUCAUCCGCCUCGCCUGCCUCUGCGUUGGCCACAACGAGGCCAACCUCAUGUCGCUGGCCCACCGCUGCGUCAUCCUCCUCCGCCGCGCGCUCUGCAUCUGGCCCAAGGCCGAGAUCAAGUGGUCGUUCUUCAACAAGCUCUUCAGCAACUCGCAACAGACCAACGCCCAGACUAUUCUCACCGCCAUGGAGAUCCUCAACAUUGUUGUCUCGCGGCAGAAGAAGUGGUACACCCCGCGGGCGCUGCACCAUCUCCUCAACGCUGUCCGCGACCUGUUCAAGCUCUCGGACCUGCGGACCAUCUCGCGGCUCUCGCUCUUCCUCAAGCACCUCCGCGAGCCGUUCCCACCGGUCUCGCCCGACCCGCACGUCCGCCAGUUCUACGACGAAAUCUACAAGUUUAUCAAGGCCGCCCAGAGUCGCAACGAUGUUUCGUUCCUCAUCGGCUCGGUCUUGGUGCUUGAGACCGUCGCCGCCGACCACUCGGAGGUUCUUGUCCCGUUCCUCACCUCGCUCAUGGACGUUAUGUCGCGCCUCCUCUCCGAGCACGUCCGCUACGUCCAGCAGAUGAUCGACCAGCAGUACCGUGGGCAGUCGGUUCAGCCGCGGACGAACGACCACCACUCGACUGUUGUUCAGGCUCUCAUCUCGACCAUCACCCUCAUCAACACCCGGAUCAACACCAUGGGCUCGGAGCAGCGGUAUACGUUCCUCAAGUUCCUCGUGGUCCUUAUCGAAAAGUCCAACGACAUCACCCUCCUCUCCAAGAUCACCGGCGUCGUGCGCGGCUGGAUCGACGACUCGGACUCGCUCUACCCGACGUCCAAGGAGAAGACGCUUGUCCUUGUGAAGAUGAUGUGCUUUGAGCACUUUCAGGCUGCCCCGCUCUACACCGACUUUCUCAACCUUGUCCACCACAUUUACUCCAACCCGGCGUUCCAGCGCACUGAGCUCACCGCCCAGCUUGAGCCAGCGUUUAUGAUGGGCCUCAAGUCGCACAAUCCGACCGUUCGCACCAAGUUCUUUGCCAUCUUUGACCGCUCCAUGUCGCGCACACUCGAGGGCCGCAUCUCGUACAUUCUCUCGGUCCAGUCGUGGGAGUCGCUCGGCAACGCGUUCUGGAUCAAGCAGGCGCUCGACGUCCUGCUCUCGGUCCUCGACCUUGACGCUCCGCUUGCUCUCUCAGACGACUCGGCCCUCCUCCCGUCGCUCCUCGAACACGCGCCCAUGCUUGCCGCGCACACUACCGCCCUCACCGAGGCUGCCGGCGGGAGUGCACCGGGCAAGGCGCGCGGCGGCCGCAAGGGCCGCAAGGCCGCUGCGCCGCAAGCGCCCACACUUGAGUCUGUCUCGCCGCCGUCGUGGAUCGGCGACUCGUCGCUGCCGUCGGCGGCUUUGCUGCCGACCCGUACUGACGGUGUCACCGAGCUCCUCGAUGCACAUGCGGCGGCGCUCGACAAGAUGCGCGCAGUCAAGCUGGCUGACUUUGUGGCGCCCAUCCGCGAGCUCUGCCAUCAGAACCCGAACAUGGCCUUCUACCUCUGGGUCCGCUUCUUCCCGGUUGUCUGGUCAGCGCUCGACAAGCCGCUGCAGGACCUCCUCGCCCAGCACAUUACCUACUUGCUCUCGCAGCCGUAUCACCAGAUGCAGCGCUCCUCGCAGCCAAACGUGAUCCAGGCCUUGCUUGAGGGCAUUUCGCGAGUCUCGCCGCCGAUCGACAUUCCGGUCGAGCUCGUCAAGUACCUCGGCAUCGAGUUCAACGCCUGGUUUACCGCCAUCUCCAUGUUUGAGGAAGCGGCAGUCGCCGACGGCUCGCAUGCGUUCUCCGCGCCUGCAGCCGAAAGCUCCGACUCGCCCGCGCCGAUGGACGUGGUUGAGGCUGGUAAGCCUGCGGCAACGGCCUUGCGCCCGGCCAAGCCGGUCGAGUCGGCCGAGGCUGCCAAGACCCGCGAGGCGAACCUCGAGGCGCUGGUUCAAGUCUACGAGGCGCUCAACGAGUCGGACGCGUGCUACGGCGUGUGGUCGCUGCGCGACGUCAAGCCCGAGACGCUUGCCGCCAUGUCGUAUGAGCAGCACGGGCUGUAUCAGCGAGCGCAGGACAUUUACUUUGCGACGAUGACCGCGGCGCAGUCUGCGGCGGCCCGCCAGCCGGUCUCGGCCGCCGAGCUGGCGGUGUGGGAGGAGCACUGGAUCCGGUGCUCACGACAGCUCAAUCAGUGGGACAUCAUCACCAAGUACGCGGCCGAGGCCGAACUCGCACCGCUCCUCCUCGAGGCAGCGUGGAAGUCUGGCGACUGGGCGCUGGAGAAGGAGCUUCUUGCGCAGACACAGGUCCGCCGCGAGACGCCGCAGCGCAAAAUCUACCAGAUCUACGUCGCCAUCUUUGAGUCUGCGCCGCAGGAUGUGGACAAGUACUGCAUCGAGCUGCAGCAGCUCUGCCUCCACCACUGGAUCUCACUGCCUGCCGUGGUCGGCGUCUCGCACAUUCCGCUGCUCCAGCAGUUCCAGCAAUUUGUGGAGCUGACUGAGUCUGCGCAGGUUCAUACCUCAAUCACACGGACGGACCAGCGGGCUUCAGUCCCGGAGCUCAAGUCGAUUCUCAACACUUGGCGUGAGCGGCUGCCGAACGAGUGGGACGACCUGUACGUGUGGAACGAGUUGACCCAGUGGCGGCACCACGUCUUUGCCGCCAUCAACGUCACGCUGCAGCAGUUUGUGGAGAGCAACCCUGCGCUGGCGUACAUGGGCUACCAUGAGACUGCGUGGACGAUUAACCGGUUUGCGCACGUCGCGCGCAAGCACCAGCUCCUCGACGUCUGCCUCAACUCGCUCUCCAAAAUCUACACCCUGCCCAACAUUGAGAUCCAGGAGGCCUUUGUCAAGCUCAAGGAGCAGGCCAAGUGCUACUUUGACCUGACCAAGGACUUGCGCGCCGGCCUCGGCAUCAUCAACAACACCAACCUGGACUACUUUGGCGAUACCCAAAAGGCCGAGUUUUUCGAGCUCAAGGGCGAGUUCCUCGCUGCCAUGGGCGAGCUGGAGGCCGCCAACUCGGCGUUUUCCACCGCGCUCUCGGUCUGCGACACGCUGGCCAAGGGCUGGGGCGCUUGGGGUGAGUUUUGUGAGAAGCUGCACGAGCUCUCGAUCCUUGCGGCGAGGGGGAGUAGCGGCUCGAACGACACGGCUGCGUUGGAUCGCCUCGCCGGGCCGAACGCGGUUGAGCCUGCGGCCGACGCCAUGUCGCCGCAAGCGCGGUCGAUGUCGUUUGCCACCCAGGCUGUGACUGCGUACGCCUUUGCAGCUGCCAACGCCGGCGACGCUGAAGGUCCCGGCUGGUCGCAGCGCUACCUGGCCCGGCUGGUGUGGCUCCUCGGCUUUGACGACGCCGAUGGCACGCUUGAUGCGGCCAUCACCAAGUACGCCGCCGCGGUGCCGACCUACGCCUGGAUCCCGUGGAUUCCGCAGCUGCUCGACGGGCUGGUCCUCGGCGUUGCCUCUCGAUCGGCCAAGGGACUGCUUGCAUGCAUCGGCCGCGAGUACCCGCAGGCGCUCUACUACGACCUGCAGAUGGCCAUCGCGCAGCUUGCGUCCGACGCGGGGAUGGAGUCACAGCUCGUGGCGCUCCGCGAGUCGCGGUCGGAACACCUUGUGGAGUUCCUGCACCGACAAGCCACGCUGCACUUUGCCAUUUCGGCGUGCCAGGUCCAAAACGAGAAGUACGCCAAGGCGACGCGCAAGCUCGCUGCUACCCAGAAAGCUGCCAUACAGACGGCGACCAAGGCACAGGCCGCCGCCGCCGCCAACGCGCCCGACGCCGCCGCGCUUACCGAGUCGGCCAAGCAAGCCGAAGUCCAGGCUGUUGCCGCCAAGAGCAACGCCGAGUCGGCCAGAAAGAACGUUGAGGACCGCAAGAAGCGUAAGGACGAGGCCGAGGCCAAGGCCAAGAUAGCACAGAACGCGGUCCUGGCCGACCUGCACUCGAUCCCGAGUGGCGCGCCGGCCGGCCUUGGAGUCCUGCUUGAGAUCGAGACUCGCAUGAUUUGCCAGCACCCGUUCCUUGUGGCCGACCUGUGGCUCCUCACCACCGAGCUCAAUCUCGCGUUUGGACCGUCCCUGCCGGAGCGCCUCUUUGCGACGUGCCACGCCCUGCUCGAGGACGUGUACGAGGCCGCGCUGCCGAGCGACACUGCUGUCGCCGGCGAGCUGGCGGCCAAGGCCGAGGCGCUGGUGGCGGGCACGUUUGGUGAGGCGGCUCCUCCGUCGCCGUUGCACUCUGCGGCCACCGACGCCACGUUUGCCACCCGCUACUCGGCGCGGUUCACGGCUGACGUGGCUUCCGCUGGCACCGUUGGCGAGCUCGAGGCUGUUCUCCGCAAGUGGCUGCCACUGUUGCAGGCACGGGUCGAGGCUCAUCCGCCGUCACAGGACCUUGUCCAGCUCUCGCCCAAGCUCGCGGCGUUUGAGAACCUCAUGGUCGAGGUGCCUGGCCAGUUUUACGAGGGCGGCGUCGAGCCGACGAACCACAUCUCGCUCGAGCGGAUCAACUCGGAGGUGACUGUCAUGCGGCGCAACUUUGCCACUGUUCGCCAGGUUGUCUUCCGCGGCGAGUCGGGCAAGCUGGUGCCGUUUGUCGUCACCGCGCACGACGCCAAGGUCGCCGCCGCCGAGAUGCGGCUCAUGCAGGCGCUCCGAGUCCUCAACAAGGUCCUCCGGUCGCGGAAGGAGACACGCAAGCGCGGCAACGCACUCCUGGUCACCUCGCUGCAAGAGGCACUGGUGCAUGCGGGCGCACGGUCGGGCCAGCCAAUCGAUGCCGGCAUCCGCGCCUUCCGCGACGCGCUCGGCGAGUCGGGCGACGACAUUGCAUCGCGUGUUGUUGCUUGGCGUGACGUCUCGCGCGACAUCGUGCCGCCGUCGGCGCUGGCGCGGCUCGUGGCCAAGUCGUUCCCGAACCCGGCGCACCUGUGGGCCUUCAAGAAGCACUUUGCGGUCCAUCUCGCUCUCACCUCGCUCGUCCGGCAUGCACUCGGCGCGAAGCCGCGCAAGGCCGCCGACGUGCUCUUCUCGCUCCAGUCGGGCGAAGUGGUGCCGACCGGCAUGUCGCCGCUGCCGCUCGACGCCGAAACGGGCGCGCUUGGCGCAACCUCCCCGGUUCCUUUCCGCCUCACGCCGAACCUCACCUCGUUCCUCGGCCCGAUCUGCCUCAACGGCGUCUACCGUACCGCUAUGCUCGCCGCCGCGCGGGUCCUCGUCGAGCCGGCUGUCAACGUCGGCGUCGUCAUGCGCCUCCUCUACCGCGAGGAGCUGCUGGCGCGUCUAGGCCACUUCCCGGUAGCGGGCGGCGAUGCUGACGACGCCAAGACCCACAAGGCCACCAAGUCGCGCCGCGGUGCCUCUGCCAAGGAGCUGACCGACGCCGCUGAGCCUUCAGCCGUCGUUGCCUCGCCGGACGCGCUCCGCGCUGCCAUCAAGACCAACGUCGAGACCUUUACCUCAAAGCUCACCUCCGUCGCUGCCACGCCCAAGGACAUGCCUGGCGACGCGCCCGUGGCCCUCGACUCCCAGGUCCAGGCGCUCAUCGACUCGGCAACGUCCGCCAGUAACCUGGCGUCGAUGCCGCCCUCGUGGCAGCCGUGGCUGUAG
Molecule: messenger RNA, 12615 nt
Organism: Thecamonas trahens ATCC 50062
Lineage: Eukaryota; Apusomonadida; Apusomonadidae
Product: phosphatidylinositol 3-and 4-kinase
Exons: 4
Coding region: 1-12615 (4204 amino acids)
Biological process (GO): DNA repair; regulation of DNA-templated transcription
Cellular component (GO): NuA4 histone acetyltransferase complex; nucleus; SAGA complex
Molecular function (GO): transcription coregulator activity; protein binding
Source: RefSeq, a predicted model, not a curated record